This is a messenger RNA of Pundamilia nyererei, 3041 nucleotides long. RefSeq names its product solute carrier family 40 member 1 (gene slc40a1). Gene Ontology annotation, molecular function: peptide hormone binding; iron ion transmembrane transporter activity. Gene Ontology annotation, cellular component: basolateral plasma membrane. The transcript has 8 exons. Gene Ontology annotation, biological process: iron ion transmembrane transport. Lineage: Eukaryota; Metazoa; Chordata; Actinopteri; Cichliformes; Cichlidae. Bases 331 to 2034 code for a protein of 567 amino acids. The record is from RefSeq and is a predicted model, not a curated record.
GCAGCUGCGGAGAGCAGAGCCGAGCAGACAGUCCACAGGAGCCCAGCUGACAGGAGCUCGUCUCCCGGUUUCGUGUCCCUGCGACCCACCCGGCCUUUCGGGCUAUAAAAUCAUUUCUUUCCAACUUCAGCUACAGUGAUAGCUAAGUUUGGAGAGGAGAAAAGGGGAGAAACGCCGUGUCUUCUUUUGUUUUUUCCGGUUAUUGUGUCAGUUAGGUGCAGAGGUAGUCGGAGUCGACCUCCUUUUGCAUUACAAAAGGGGAUCUAGCAGAAAAGAGAGAAUAUAUAUUAGACAUAUCAAGCCGGUUGUUUCUAUCUGAAGAGCUUUAAAAUGGAUAACUCUGGAACUAAAAAGACGUGCAUGGAAUCCACCCGAGACUUCUUCACCUCGGCCAAAUUUCUCAUCUACAUGGGCCACGCUCUGUCAACAUGGGGUGACCGGAUGUGGAACUUCGCUGUGGCAGUUUUCCUGGUGGAGCUGUACGGGAACAGCCUGCUGCUCACUGCCGUGUAUGGGCUGGUGGUGGCUGGCUCGGUGCUCCUGCUGGGAGCCAUCAUCGGGGACUGGGUGGACAAAAACCCCAGGCUUAAAGUGGCCCAGACUUCGCUGCUGGUCCAGAACAGUUGUGUCAUCGCGUGCGGGGUCCUCCUCAUGCUUGUUUUCCAGUUCAAAGACCAGCUCACGGAGCUCUACAAUGGAUGGAUUCUGACGACUUGCUACAUCCUGGUCAUCACCAUCGCCAACAUUGCCAACCUUGCCAGCACGGCCAUGUCCAUUACCAUCCAGAGAGACUGGGUGGUUGUUGUAGCAGGUCAGGACAGCAGCAAGUUGGCAGAUAUGAAUGCCACAGUGCGGAUUAUUGACCAGCUGACCAACAUCCUGGCUCCCAUGUUAGUGGGCCAGAUUAUGGCCUUUGGCUCUCAUUUCGUUGGCUGUGGCUUCAUCUCUGGCUGGAACCUGUGCUCCAUGUGUGUGGAGUACGCACUGCUGUGGAAGGUCUACCAGAAGACGCCCGCGCUGGCUGUGAAAGCUGGACAGAAGGAGCAGCAGCAGGAGCUCAAACAGCUCAGCCCUACAAAAGAUUUGGAGAAUGGCCAGAGUCCCGAGGAGUCAUCUCAGCCACUUAUGAACGAAACCUCCGUUGUUGCCAAGUCUGACUCUCCCAAACAGCGCAGCUGUUGCUACCAGAUGGCUGAACCCGUGCGCACCUUCAAGGCCGGCUGGGUGGCCUACUACAACCAGAACAUCUUCUUCGCCGGCCUUUCACUGGCCUUUCUUUACAUGACGGUGCUGGGCUUUGACUGCAUCACCACAGGCUACGCCUACACACAGGGCCUCAAUGGCUCGGUGCUCAGUCUGCUGAUGGGAGCCUCGGCCAUCUCGGGCAUCUGCGGCACCGUCGCCUUCACUUGGGUUCGCAAGAAGUGUGGCCUGAUCCGCACUGGCUUCAUCUCCGGCAUGGCCCAGCUCUCCUGCCUCAUACUGUGUGUCAUCUCAGUCUUCGCUCCUGGAAGCCCCUUCGACCUCAGCGUCUCACCCUUCCAGGACCUCUACACCCAUCUGAUUGGAGAGAAGACCCUGCCUGAAGCUGUCCACAGCCUGACCGGUGGAAACAUCACUAUGCCUACUACUGCCGCACCAACCCAAGAGCUGCCACCUAUGCAGUCCUACAUGUCUGUUAGUCUGCUGUUUGCUGGCGUAAUUGCUGCUAGAGUUGGUCUGUGGUCUUUUGACCUGACAGUGACCCAGCUCAUCCAGGAGAAUGUGAUCGAGUCAGAGCGAGGUGUGAUCAACGGCGUCCAGAAUUCCAUGAAUUACCUCUUAGACCUUCUGCACUUCAUCAUGGUGAUUCUGGCCCCAAACCCAGAGGCCUUUGGCCUUCUGGUCAUCAUCUCUGUCUCCUUUGUGGCCAUGGGCCAUAUGAUGUACUUUCGGUUUGCCUUCAGGAGCCUGGGCAACCGCCUCUUCCUCUGCUGCUCGCCGGAGCAGAAGGUGGAGGCAGUUGACAAUCCUUCACUUCCUACCACCGUCUAAUCCCAUUAAAGAGACUCUGUCCUGGGUACAUACAUCUCAAACCUUACACUAGCCCUGCAUCUUAUUUAUCUCACUAACAUCUUAGCUUGUAGCUGGCAGAGUGCUAACGUAAAGCGUAGACAACAUGCUAUCGGUAGCCAUUAACCAUUAGCAGUAGCAGAGGAGUAGAAAGUGUUAGAAAGUAGUGAAAGUUUAGAUAAUGCAGGGGUUUCUGUAGCGUUUUCAGUCUGGGAGUCAGGUGAGCGCCUCAGCCAUACACCUAUGGAUCCACGCUCCUUAACACAUGCAUGCGCUGUCCAACAGGGGUCCAUCGCUUCUGGGUGCUGUUGGAGAAAUCAUGGACAGUGCAGUGUAAAAUCCUCUCCACCUAACAGCCCGCAUGUAGCUGUAAAGAUGUCUAAAAGGUGCUUCAGCAAAAAAAGGGCAGAAUGAGAGAGAAAUCUCAUAGAGGAAGCUGAGAUCCUGACAGUCAGGACGCCACUCGGGUUGCCUCUCAGUUUGGGUUCGUUGGUGCUGUCGCUGCAUCCGCUCACUGUUCUCUCAUAGACUUCUUUCUGUGCUGGCUUACAUAUAUAUAUAUAUGUGUGUGUGUGAUGAGCAGGUUGUGGAUACUUUUUAUUUAACCAAACAGAAAACUGGGAUCUUGUCUCUUUAAUGUGUGGUGUUGAGCAUUUAGCUGUGUUUAUUCAGGAAAUGCAGGCGGUGGUUUUUGUAAUGACUGUAUCAUCAGUAUUGUGUUGUGUGCUUGCAGUUGUGCCAUAUGAAACACAAACAUCCUAUGCACCUUUAUCAAUAGCUCGCAGUUACCAAAGUUAAAGUCCAUACAUGGCUUAAAAGGAAGUGAGGGAAACCAGUUUUGGCUGUCUAAGCAUUCCAAAUAUACACAAUAUUUUGCAUCCAGUGAAAAUCUUACUGUAUCUGAACCCACUUGUAGAUUGUAUCUAAUCUUUUUUUUCUGGUAGUUUACAAUUAUAUGAAGAUGUGUUAGGGCCGUUCUAGGAUUGUGG